CAAUCAAUUUUCUUUUUCAUCUGAAGUAUCUCAGGUAUAUUACGGCAUCAUGCAUCUAGCAGACCGAAAGAAUCCUCAAAUAACCGUUUUGGUUGACUGUGAGGGCUUGUCUCCUUUCAGACUUCCUAUGCAGAUGUUAAAAACAUGUUCUACUCUUCUGCAAACCCACUUUCCAAAUUCCCUUGGAUGCUUAUUCGUUAUAAGGCUUCCAUCUAUUAUUCGAGUUGUUGCCCAAACUUUUGUGCAGGUUUUAAAACCCAUCACCCGGCAAAAACUGAGAUUUUUAGGAGAGAAUUACAAGAAGGUUCUUUCUGAGUGUGUAGAGGCACUCCCGCCAUAUCUCGGCGGGUCCUGCACAUGCUCAAGAUGUGACAUUGGCCAUACGCACACUGAAGAGGAGAUGCCCAAGUCCGAAUCAGAUUUGAACCGCGAAGAAGAUCUCGCGCCAUCUCUUUCGGGCGAAAGGAUGGAUGUAUCACAUGGUGAUGCUAACUCUGAUCAGGUACUCAGUAUGGCCCUACUGGGUUUCCUUGUUUUUGCAGUAUUAUUAUAUGCCUAUAUUUCUGGAGUUUAUGGUCCACAAACCGGCCGUGUUGUACCUCCUUGAGGCAAUCUUGUACAUAGUUACUCUCAGUGGAUAUCAAUUUCUGCUAAAGAUUGCUAGGUGUGCUUGUGUGUGAAAUCUUUGCCCCCUCCCCCCCCCCACCCCACCCCAAGAAAUGAAGCAGCAAAGGUCAUUGUAAUAGUCCUCUAAGAAAUGAAGCCAAUUGUUGGAAUAAAUUAAGCUUACAGUAUUAG
Cuscuta campestris is the source of this 798-nucleotide messenger RNA. The record is from the annotation of a GenBank genome assembly. NCBI's taxonomy places the organism in Eukaryota, Viridiplantae, Streptophyta, Magnoliopsida, Solanales, Convolvulaceae.